Sesamum indicum (sesame) is the source of this 710-nucleotide messenger RNA. Lineage: Eukaryota; Viridiplantae; Streptophyta; Magnoliopsida; Lamiales; Pedaliaceae. The record is from RefSeq and is a predicted model, not a curated record.
CCACUGUCAACACCCACCCUGGCCAAGUCGCACUGACAAGAGUAGUCUUGUAAUCACCACCAUUUUUAUCACCGUCCACACCAACCAGCACAACCACCGUCUCCAUGGCGGCCUGCCGCCUCCUUUCGGGGAAGUUAACUCAAAAGACCUUUCUGUCCUCCAAUUCCUACUUAUUCCCCAAACUGGCCUCCUCUGCACUUUUCUCCACCCUCUGCAGAAGACAGUUUACGCCAGCGCUCCCCCAGCCACCGGCGGCCAAGAAGGUGCCUUUUACGGCCACCGCACACGGGGUCACGUGGAAAGACCCUUACCAUUGGAUGUCCGACAUUAACGACCCGGAUUUCAUCAGCUACCUUAACCAAGAAAACUCAUAUGCCGAGGCAUUUAUGCAGGAUACCCUUAAUAUGCGAAGGAUCCUUUACUCUGAGAUGGUUUCCAGAAUUCCCUCCAAGAUAUCCACCCCUCCUGAACGUUGGGGCCCCUGGUUGUACUACCAGUGCAUUCCAGAAGGGAAGGAGUAUCCUGUUUUAUGUAGGAAAUCAGCUAUUGAAAGGAAAGGUUGGGCAGCAACUGUAUUCAAUUCCUUCAUAGGAGGAUUUGGCAGGGACCAAGUUUUGCUUGACUGGAAUGAGAUUGCACAAAAACACGGAUAUGUCCAUGUGGGUACAUGCAGAGUAUCACCAGACCACAGCUUUCUUGCAUAUACACUU